GUCUCGGCAAGAAGUUCACUUAAUCUCGUGAGGGAGUUCUGGAGGAUGUUUCCAUUCAUCUUGCUCUCCGCUCCUCCAAGAACCACUAGUUGGUGAUCCAUGGUCCAGAACUCGAGCGCAGUGGUCUGAAAUCUUUGGCAAUCGCAUGGCUGGCCUCGUGCUUCGUACCAAAAGCCGGGUGGGGAAUUUUCCUUCCCCCUCCCCGACCCACGUUCCGUCGCCGCUGUCUCCAUGCGCCCACAUCAGUGGCUCCCUGACUAUGCACCUGCUCUAUCCGGUAUGUCGAGACUUUCAAGGUUCGCUCUUCCAUGGUCCCAGUUUUUCUUGCCAAGUCUCGAUUCCUUUUUGGGAGGGUUCGGUCUUCUACCCGUCCAAUUUGCUGCUUCUUCGUGCAUUCUGUAUCCCACUCAUUGAGUCCGUCCAACGAAGAACCGCUUGCUUAAGAAAAAAAUUGCGUACAGAAAAAAAUAUCCCUCGAGUCCUUUUCCCAACUCUAAUCACGAAGGUGAACCGAGCAAGCGUGGUUAUACCCUCCAGGCAAAGAAAGCCCUUAACCACCGUUCAUGGGUGCGUGCCCCCUCUUUCUGCAUAUCUGAUAGUUGGACUGCAGUGGAACCUUCAUCUAUUCUCCCGUGCGCGCGAUUUGAGGUUGGGGGAGGGGGAUGGGGAACGGGGGGCAAGAAAAGGUAAGGAAUGUGUGGAUGGAUCUUGCACCGCUGCAUGUGGUCACUCUACAGCCGUGCGAAAUGGGAAUGAUUCCCCUGUCGCUCAGUCCCCUGUUAGGCCAUUGUCCUUGGAUCUUUUCCCUGGUCAAAUCACCUUGCCGACCAGCCCAUCCCAUCAGUAGGGUUCAGUCAAACCUAAAGCGAUGAAGCUAGUCCCGAGCGAUAGCCAGCUGUACCUAUCAUAUUGAUCCUCCUUGCGAUCGUCCCAACUUUGUUUUUCCUUUUUAAGUUUCUUUCUGAUGCUCUAUGUGUAGCUAGAGCAGCCACCGACUACCCAGGUCAAAAAAUGGGCGAACAAUAAAU
Messenger RNA from Aspergillus japonicus CBS 114.51, 1028 nucleotides. RefSeq lists its product as uncharacterized. The transcript has a single exon. Bases 146 to 847 code for a protein of 233 amino acids. NCBI's taxonomy places the organism in Eukaryota, Fungi, Ascomycota, Eurotiomycetes, Eurotiales, Aspergillaceae. The record is from RefSeq and is a predicted model, not a curated record.